AUGACCGGGUCUGCCAUCAGCAAAGCCGUGUGCAAGGCCACGACGCACGAAGUCAGCGGACCCAAGAAGAAACACCUUGACUACCUGAUCCACUGCACCAAUGAGCUGAACGUCAGCAUCCCCCACCUGGCAGACACGCUGCUGGAGCGCACAGCGAGCAACAGCUGGAUUGUGGUUUUCAAAGCGCUCAUCACCACACACCACCUCAUGAUGUACGGCAACGAGAGAUUGAUGCAGUACCUUGCCUCCAGAAACACGCUCUUCAACCUCAACAACUUUCUAGAUAAGGCUGCAUUACAAGGAUAUAACAUGUCAACCUUCAUCAGACGCUACAGCCGCUACCUGAACGAGAAAGCCAUGUCCUACAGGCUAGCGGCCGUGGACUUCACCAAGAUGAAGAGAGGGGCUGAAGGCGUGAUGCGCACCAUGAACACCGAGAAGCUGAUCAAGACGCUGCCCAUCAUUCAGAACCAGCUGGACGCCCUGCUGGACUUCCAGCCCAACUCCAACGAGCUGACCAACGGGGUGAUCAACACGGCUUUCAUGUUGCUGUUUAAAGACUCCAUACGGUUGUUCGCCGCCUACAACGAGGGGGUGAUCAACAUGUUGGAGAAAUACUUUGACAUGAAGAAGAACCAGUGCAAAGAAGCUUUGGAGAUCUACAAGACCUUCCUCAACCGGAUGACCAAAUUGUCUGAGUUUCUCAAAGUGGCAGAGCGAGUUGGGAUAGAUCAGGGCGACAGCCCCGAUCUCACACAGGCUCCCAGCUCUCUCUUGGAGGCUCUGGAGCAGCAUUUAGCUUCUCUCGAGGGCAGGAAACUCAAGGACCUGUCCACCGCCAGCAGAUCCAGCACCUUAUCAAGUGCGGUGUCAUCUCUCUCCAGCACGGGGAUCUCACUCAGCCGCAUGGACGACAAAACUGAGGACAACAGGCUGCAGCAACACAAGGAGGACGGUCAUAAGGUGAUCGACAUCCAGACGCCCAACGUUUCACCCAGCAUCCAAUCAGUGGGCAGUGCCAACAGCAGUGGAGGGGCCACAGAUCUCUUCUCCAACUCACCCAUAGUACCCAUCAACAACCAUGUGCCAAACCUGACCAGUGAGCUGUUCACCCUGCAGCCUAACUUCACCCCCAUCCAGACCACACACACUGUGCCCAACAACAACAAUGCUUGGGGAGGUGACCUGCUAAAGCCGUCCCCGCCAACUCAGAUUCACAGCCCGGGAGUCCCGUUGCAUUCUGGGAAAAUGCUGCCCAGCGAUUUGGACUCUUCAUUAGCAAACCUGGUCGGCAACCUGCAGUUCGGGGGGACGCCAGCUAAAAAGCCGGAGCUCCAGUGGAGCCAGCUGGUGGAGAAGAAGCCCACGGGUGGAAGUGGGUGGCAGUCGAAGACCAUGUGCGCCAGCACCAACUGGAGUCACACCACCCAUCCCAUGGCGCCUGCUCCGAUGCCGGUCCCUCAGAUGAAUGGGAUGAUCUAUACUGGAUAUGCUCCAGCACCAGUGGCUUUUCCUAUGACGACAGCCCAAGUGCCUGUUUAUGGAAUGCUCCCUCCUCAGAUGAGUCAUCAGAUGGGGGGUGUUCCCAUGAUGCCCCCACAGCCUGUCAUGUACAACCAGCCUGUCCUGAGACCCACCAAUCCUUUUGGACCCAUCCCAGGAACACAGAUGCACUUCAUGUAG
Menidia menidia (Atlantic silverside) is the source of this 1683-nucleotide messenger RNA. NCBI's taxonomy places the organism in Eukaryota, Metazoa, Chordata, Actinopteri, Atheriniformes, Atherinopsidae. The record is from the annotation of a GenBank genome assembly.